Vollenhovia emeryi is the source of this 5307-nucleotide messenger RNA. Its product is annotated as flocculation protein FLO11-like. Gene Ontology annotation, molecular function: metal ion binding; promoter-specific chromatin binding. Gene Ontology annotation, biological process: negative regulation of transcription by RNA polymerase II. The record is from RefSeq and is a predicted model, not a curated record. The coding region runs from base 167 to 2770 and encodes 867 amino acids. NCBI's taxonomy places the organism in Eukaryota, Metazoa, Arthropoda, Insecta, Hymenoptera, Formicidae. Gene Ontology annotation, cellular component: PRC1 complex. The transcript is spliced from 4 exons.
CCUCCUCGCCGCCACCGCCGCCGCGGCUGUCGCGGCCACCGCCGUCGCACCGUCGUUGCCACGUCCGCCGCUACGUUCCACCGCCGGGAACGGCGACGACGGCGACGACGACGACGACGACGAUCGCCUCUACCACGCCGCUGCUGUUUCAGCACAGAUUAACAACAUGGAGGCAAAGGAAAGGGAAAAGCCGUUGGUCAAAGACUUGAACGAACAUAUCGUGUGUCCCCUGUGCAGAGGAUACCUCAUAGACGCUACGACUCUUGUGGAAUGUCUGCACUCCUUUUGCAGAGGUUGCAUCGUUCGGCGUCUGAGUAGCGGCGCCCGCGCGUGCCCCGUGUGCAGCGUCGCGGCGUCGCCGCCGCUCUUGCCGGAUACGCGGCUCCAACGGCUGGUAUAUCUCGCGGUGCCCGGUCUAUUCCGCUCAGAACUCAAACGUAGACGUCACUUCCGCCUGGUGAAUCCGCAAUGCCCGCCGUUGUCGCCGCCCGUAGGCGCCCUCGAGCUCGGCCUGGAGGACCUCGUCAGUCUGAGCUUGCGAGAGCUAGAGGACACGGAAGGUGGGAUGCCGACGCGAUGGGAAGGACGCGACUCGUUGAAGAACGAGGUAUCGCCAGAGGACGAGAGUAGUGGCGCGAGCACGAGGUACCUCAAGUGUCCGGCCGCCGUGACGGUGCGUCAUCUGGUGAGAUUGCUGAUGCUCAAGAGAGGAUGGGAAGAGGCUAACGCGACCGCCAACGGUGUCAAUAAUAAAAUAGAAAUUAUGUACCAAAAAGACGAGGCGCGGUAUCCCGACAGGAAAAGCAUGCGCCCGCUCGAUCCCUCUUGGACGCUUCUGGACCUCGCUUGCAUCUUUCGAUGGAAGAAGGAGGCGCCAAUGAGACUGUUCUACCGGGUGUUGCGCAAGGAAGAGACACCUUCGAUCUCGAAAGUUUCCUCGUACAGGGACGACGCGACCAAGGAUGUCCCGCCAUCGAUCGAAAAUAUCCAGCGACCGCCGACCCCACCGCCGAGUCCCAAGCCUGGUCGCGAGCAGGAAGCUCGCGGCCCGGAGCCACCUCGCGCCGCCCUCGAAACGACGAGCAUCGAUGUCCGCGACAAAGAGACGAAAACGAAAAAGCCCCGUUGCGAGGUGACGCCCGUUAUGCGCACUCCGGACCCCCCGUCGGUUACCGAACUGCCGACGAAUCAUCGUCGCCGGUCGCCGGAGAGUACGAGAAGCAAGGAUAUGGCAAGGUUGGAGCAUCGAAAGCGGCGCAAACGGCGAAACAAGCGGGUGAUCGCGGAGAUCACUACGACGCCGCGUGAGGAUCUCCUGAAACUCAAGGUCCGUCUGACGCCGUGCCCCCCGAGGAUUACCUCCGCGAUUACCGCGGCGACAGGCAGCGGCGGGGGUGGUGGCAGUGGAAGCCUCGACGCGACCGCCAACAGUCCGACGAAAGAGAAACUGUUGCAGAUGCGGGCGGUUAGACGCGACAAGAUCAAAACGAUCGGCGUUCAACAGCGAUCGACGGCGAGUCCGCUAGUCCGGGAGGAGACCAAGUCCAAGGAGUCCGCGAGAGAGGCGGAAGAAACGAUCGAGGAUAUCAUCGACAGCAUCCCCGACGAGGUCGUGCGUAUCGCGCAGAACAUCAGCAAUCAAACGGAGGAGACCAAGUCCGAGGAGUGUGCCGCGGCGGAAAAAGCGACUAGCGAGGAGACGGCGGAGAAGAGCGACGAACCGGAGAGGCCGAAGAAAGAUGAGGAGAUUCUGCGCCGACUGGGCCUGGUAGCUGUUAACGAGGCCGGCGGUGACAGAAUGGCGAAGCAACGCGCACAGAGCGGCACUGAGAGGACGGACAGUCUGGACCGCGAGAAGCUGGAGAAACAGUUGCGCGAAAGCAAGGCGAAUCGCGUGCGAAGCUUGCUGGCGGAGAAGCAGAUGCGCGACGCGCUCAAGACUAUUAUGUCGACGAAGGAGGAUUUGACGUCCGUCGUUAAGACAUCCGUUUUCACUUCCGUUUCCGCCGCACCCGUGCCUGCCGCACCUAUCACGCCGAAAAAGAAGGAACCACCGCCGUUAACGCCUCUGCGCGUCGCAAAACCGUCCGGUUUUACCGCAACCAGCGUGGUGGUGCCCAGCGCCACUUCUAAGUACGAGACGCCGUUGGAUCUUAGCAGCGGCAGCGGCGGCGGCGGCGGCACCACCGUCAACGACAACAUCCUCGACCUGUCAGCUACGUUACCCGGUAGCGGUCAGUCCACUCUUCCAUCUUCCUCGUCCCCCUCGUCCUCUUCCUCCUCUUCCUCCUCUUCGUCAUCCUCCGCCUAUUCCCCUUCUUCCUCUUCUUCCUCAUCUUCCUCCUCGCCGUCGUCGUGCUCGAUGUCGUCCUUACCAUCGUUGCCAUCGUCGAGGCUGCCAGCGCGAUCCACGAUCGGUGCCGCCGGUAGUUUCCGCAAAUCCAAGGAGUCGGAGCAACAGCGCGGCAAGGGACAGGAAUCGAAUCUGAGGACCCUCUCGGAUGCCGCGGUGUCACGCCUGAGCGGCUGCCUGGUCGAAAAGAAUCCGGCAGCAGAGUCGCUGGCACUGGCCUCCGCGAACGUAAACGCCAGUAAGGUCGCUCUGCGCAUACCGCAGCCGCGUCAUCGCAUCUCCGGUUUCGGCAUGAAAAUCAAGCCCAAUCUCGGCGUCCGCCACAUCCCGAACCCUCAAGCUGUCGUGGUCUCGCAAUAUCGUAAUCAAAAGCUACUUCAACGCAGUUACUUCAACGUCGUCCAGAAGCCGCCAUAAGCGCGUGCCUCUUACCUUUCAUCCCCCUACCUCUGCCUUUCCCGUUUACUAGUUUCCUGUUAAUUGUUUCGGUCGUUAAACUUUAAUAUCGAGAGACGCGAUUUCUAUACGAAUAAAAUAUAUGUAUUUUAAUAUUCCAAUUCAACUGAAAAUUUUCUAAGCGCGAGAGAGAGUUGAAAGAUUUUACCGCUACGUAUAUCGAUCGAACAUAAUUCAGAGUUAUUUUACUCGAGGUAAAAACGAUCGUUACCGGUGCAUCCGGACGACGUUUCUUUUUUUAUUGUGUAAGAUCGCACAAAUUGCAUUACUUUCGAUCGAUCACCAUCGUCGGCGCGUCUCAUUUUUUCAGGGGGUGAGAAAGGAAAGGGAUUUCUCUGGUCGGACUAUUGUUAUCUAGAUAUAUCAAAACUACGUAUGCCUCUGUAAUACUAUACGCCUGACCCGUGUCGCGGUCUAUACUCUACGAUUACUGGCCGAUCGAUUUGACAAACGGACUCUCGUGGAAAAUCCGUGGCGUCUGAUGGAACCGUAUCUAAUAUUCAAUGGGGACGACAUAUGUAAUAUGUAGGUCGAGAUGCGCUGGUUGGUGAAUGGACGGGAAUGAUAGUAGCGCCAAACAGAUACAGUCAUCCGUUGUCCCUCCGUUAGGACUGUGCGAGGACUUGGAGAAAAUGAGCUACGGGUUCGAGUACUCAAAGAUUUCUGUAGUUUAAUAUUUAUUAUAAUAAUAACCGAGUAGAUCUGAGUCAGCAACAAGCUGAAUAUAUCUAUAUUUUUUAUUCCUUGUUACAUAUUUAUUUCAAAUCUUAUAUCAUGUUUUCGACUUAUCAAACCCUUGUUAGGUAUCGCAGAAGAAGAAUACAUCUUAAUCGAUCAGAAAAGUUCCUCGUCAUAUUUUACGUAGUAUUAUAGUAUUAUUAUGUUUGCCACUGUUGAAUUAUUUUAGUUACUUUAAUACGUGUUUAAUUGUGCGUAUGUAUGUAGGUAGAAUGCUCUUGGAAAAAGUUUGUUUGUUUGGGGGAAAUAUUUAAAAACAAUAACGUAGGUGUGUAAUCUGUUUAAAUGUUCCCAAAGAUGUAAAUAUAAUAAACAAUCUCACGCAAUUGAAGCGGAACCCGAUCACGUAUAACGUCUGUGUUACAUCGACUUUCUUCUCAGGAAAUCUAUUCGAGACUCGAACUCGUACAAGUCAUUUUUCUCGAGUAUACGCACGGGCCUACGAAUGGGCGUUGGAUGCGAUUUUUUCCCUCUCUCUCAGAACUUGCGAUUAGCAAAAUAUAUGUAUAUGUAAUAAUUUGUAGAGAUGCCAAAGAACGUCCGAGAACGUGUGCAAUGUAUUAGUGCAAUUUAGUUAUCAUUUAUAACAUAAAUAUAUAAUCGACUUAUCGCUCGGCGAAUUAGCGGCGCCGAGACAUAAAAGGUAGGUAGAGAGUAUUCGUACGGACACGUACGAAUUACGUGUGCGUGAUUUGUGAUUCCCUGAAGGGACUCCGUAGCAUGUAUAGACGUCCGGGAGACGAGAUGUUUUUAUAACAGCACAUUUUUGUGAAAUUUUAGAAAAAAAUUUGUUGCGAAAUCAGAGCGUAGAGAUAUCGUUGCGAAUUGCGACCGCGCAUUCUAUUGUGCGACGAUGACCAAAGAAGCAGCGCGUUUUCUAACUGACAAGCGUAUAGGCCUUAAAGUGCCGGAAUGGAUGGCGGAAAAAUUGCAAGUUCCACGCCAUUUGGUACAAUAAAACUUCUUUUAGCAAGUCUCAUUUGAUUCUUCCGAAUUCGAGGGACGAUAAUACAAUUUUGUAAUUCCUGUAUUAAGAUGAUUCAAAUUGUUUGUAUUUGAUAUGUAGAAACAAAGUUGGUAUUCUCAAGUUUUCUUUCGCCAUCGAAUUAGAAACGACGAGAGUAACAUAAGCAUUUAGCAUUUCUAAUUUCAUAUAAAAGACUAAACAAUAAAACGUUUCUUAUCAUCAGAGUUAUCCAAAUCUAUACUUGCGACAAGCCCUUAAUUUUCACAUAAAGUCUUGAAGAAACUGAAAAUACGAGCUUUGCUUCUAUAUUUCUCAUAUAUGUAUAACGGAGUACGGUACGUAAGGGAGGAAUAGAUGCCGGUAUCUUGAGUAGAUGGUUAUAUGUAUAUUGUACAAGGAAAUCACUGGAUCAUAAAUUACAGAAUGGUAUCGAAUAAAAGAUUCUCAUAAAUUCGAGGGAAAAAUGACCAAACGCAAAAUAUCGAAUCAGAUGGUAGAUGGCGUACACUUUUCAACUUUAAUCUUGGCAAUGAGAGAUCGAUUCAACAACCAUUAAAAAUAUUCUGCUUGUACGCGUAACAGCUAUAUGCCAAAGUGCAAACUGCAGCGAACGAUAAAAUGCGGCAUUAUUCGUAGGUAAAAGCCUGUUUUUACACUUCUACACGCGCUUACGAUAUAAGAUAGCAGUUGAUGUAAAUGACGUAACAAGGUGCAUUGAAAAACACAUAGCAAGUUGAUAAACGCAAGAUCAACUAUAAUUGCGAUUUGAAAAAUAAAAAUACGUACUCGAUAA